AGUUUAAUAUUCACUUCUUAGCAAACCGCGACCUAAGACGCUCAGAUCUUAACGUUAAAGAUAGAUGAAAUUUAAUUCUGGACAAUACCCAAUUAAUUUGUAUUCAAUAUGUACACCAUUUCAACGUCGUUUAACGAUUAUUUUCAAGGCGAACAAAAAAAAUAUCCACAACUCAAGCUCAAAGAUGUUAUUAGGUUAAAAGUAAGCUUGACCGAUGAAAAGGAAUUGCCUCCCGUUUCAGAUAAAUAUCUCAUUGCGUUUCUUCAUAGCUGUUAUUAUGAUGUGGAAGCAGCUAAAUCCACAAUCAAAAGGUAUUAUAAAACUUGCUUCACACUACCUGAAAUAUUUUGUGAUAUCGAUCCUACAUCCGAACCCAUAAGAGGAGCUUAUGAGUGCACAAGCUUGUGUGAUUUAACUUUCGAACAAACAGACAAUAAAGAAUGUUUUCUUUAUUGGCAGUUUAAAAACACCGAUCCUCAGGCAUAUAACUGCGAAGCAGUGUUAAAGUACUUUUUAAUGUUCAUGGAUUAUAAAAUACUUCAUUAUGGAUUAUUUGAUGGUAUGAAUGUGAUCAUCAACUGUCAGGGUUCAAAAUGGCGGCACGUUCUCAAUACUCCUAUGAACAUAAUGGCCGAACUUUUCAAAUACAUGCAGAAAGGAAUACCGGUGAGAAUUAAAACAAUUCAUUUCAUUAAUUCAGGAAGUAUUGUCGAUAGGUUUUUUGGAAUGCUCACGCCGUUCAUUGAUAAGGAAAUAUUUAAUAAGAUCAAGUUCUAUCCAACCGUUACGGAUGAUUUUUUCAAUGUUGUACCGAUAAACCUUUUUCCCGUGGAAGCUGGUGGAUUAGGAUUGUCUCACAAUUUCUUAAAUGACAAGAUGUUUGAAAACGUUAAGUCAUGUCGUGAAUGGUACAAGGAAAGAAACCAACAACUCCAGAAGCAAUUAUUUAUCAACAAAGAAAAAUACAUGGACUAAAUGUUAAAUUUUUCGUAGGUAUUGUUUGCAUGGAAAUAUUGUAUUAAAAUAUAUUCUUUAUAAAUAAUUGAUGUGUAUUAAAGUAAUAUAAAUGUGCAGGGACGCUUGUUGGUUUGACAUUAAUUUUAAUAUUAUACUGUAAAUAAUUGCUGUU
Molecule: messenger RNA, 1129 nt
Organism: Adelges cooleyi (spruce gall adelgid)
Lineage: Eukaryota; Metazoa; Arthropoda; Insecta; Hemiptera; Adelgidae
Product: alpha-tocopherol transfer protein-like
Exons: 6
Coding region: 109-975 (288 amino acids)
Cellular component (GO): membrane
Molecular function (GO): phosphatidylinositol bisphosphate binding
Source: RefSeq, a predicted model, not a curated record